Saccoglossus kowalevskii is the source of this 1557-nucleotide messenger RNA. RefSeq lists its product as uncharacterized. NCBI's taxonomy places the organism in Eukaryota, Metazoa, Hemichordata, Enteropneusta, Harrimaniidae. Gene Ontology annotation, biological process: regulation of apoptotic process. Gene Ontology annotation, molecular function: ATP hydrolysis activity; protein binding. The record is from RefSeq and is a predicted model, not a curated record.
AAUUAUGUUAAUUACUAUGAUCAGUUGUUGUGCCAGAAUGCAUCCAAAGUUGAAACUGACUACCAUUCCGUCAUGCAGCUCGUGUUAAAAAAUAACAGAACCAAUCUUGAUCACUACUUGAAAUUGAUGGUGAAGCUUGGCAUAGUGCCAGAGAUAGAGUCGAAAAAAGAUCACAGAAAGAGAAUGUCCAUUACCCUCUUGUUUGAGCACUACCUAGGUCCUAACAGACGAAUUGAGCUAUUCCAUAAUUUUGCAGAAAUUACAAAGAAGCAAGGGAAGCAGAUUAAGUAUUGCUUCAUGAGGGCUCUAGAAGCAGACAGUUACAUGCCACUAGCCCAUGCUCAUAAAGCACUGCAGAUUUUACAAGAGCCAUUCAAAAUCUUAGCAGAUCUUGCUUCAAAGGGUGAAUCCAGCAGCAACUAUGACCUCACCUUAGCAGCUUGCGAGUAUGUACAAGGCAGAUCUUUAGUUAUGAUUCGUGAAGUGCAGGAUGGAAUCAAGAUGCUUAAAAAGUCACUGGAAACACGAAAAAAAUUGCUGAAGAAACACACUUAUGUUGCAAGGAAUCUCAAUGCAAUUGGCCAUUCUUAUUUCUCUAUUAAAGAGAUUGAUAAAUCGCUGAAAUACCACAAGCAAGCAGUGGAAGUCCUGUAUAGUGUGGCUACCAAGGGAAUUCAUUUAGACAUGCCAACAUUCAUACUAAAUGUUGGUACAUGCUAUCACUGGAUGGGAAACAAAGCACAUGAGGAUGGCAAUAAAGAAGAUGGUAAUGAUUUUUACAACAAAGCUCUUGCUGAGUAUGACAAAGCUAUUAUUCUGGAGAAGGAUAUGAGGAUCUAUGGCUUUCCCAAAACUGCAGUUGUGCUCAAGAACAAGGCACUGACUUACACAGAGAUGAAAGAAUUCGAUAAAGCACUGACCUUAGCAAUGGAAGCAAUGGAGAUCAGAAUGCAAUACCUAGGCAAGGAACAUCCAGAUACAGCCAGAAGUGUCUAUUUUGUUGGUUCUAUUUAUCUGAGUCAAGGUGAUGUAGCCAGGAAUAAAGCUGCCGAAGAGGAGAGUGCUGAAGAAAGAGAGAAGAGUGACAGAUUGUAUAAUAUAGCUCACAACUAUCUGAAACAAGCACUUGAAAUUGAACUAUCAUUGGAGCCUCCCCGAAGAAGUAUUGACUACGAAAACACUCAAAGUGACUUGAAGAAAGUGUUGAAAUCUCUACAGCGUCAUGCUGAGAUAGAUUCAUAUGAGGCAGUAUUUUUGAAAGCUAACACUGAAAAAAUCACAACUGGGAGUGAUGGGCAUGAUGACAGUAGCAGCAGUAGUAACAGUGGUAGCAGUGAGAGUGACUCAGAAAAGGAGGACAAUACCAUGAAGCAGAAAGCGUCGUAGGAGCAUAAAUGGAUAUGGACGAAGUAUUUUGUUGUUGUUGUUUUAUUUCCCAUUUUAAACAAUGUGAAAAAAGUUGCAAUGGGAAGUAAGUAAAUAAAUACCGGUAAAUGUACAAGUAUAAAUAAAUAAGUAAACAAAUGAACAAACAAACAAAUAAAUAAAUAAACAAAC